Cladophialophora immunda is the source of this 1129-nucleotide messenger RNA. RefSeq lists its product as uncharacterized. The coding region runs from base 120 to 911 and encodes 263 amino acids. The record is from RefSeq and is a predicted model, not a curated record. Gene Ontology annotation, molecular function: SNARE binding; SNAP receptor activity. Gene Ontology annotation, cellular component: SNARE complex; endomembrane system; membrane. Lineage: Eukaryota; Fungi; Ascomycota; Eurotiomycetes; Chaetothyriales; Herpotrichiellaceae. The transcript has 2 exons. Gene Ontology annotation, biological process: intracellular protein transport; vesicle fusion; Golgi to vacuole transport.
UCCACCAUUCACUCACAGUGAUCAGUUCAUUCACCCUCAGCCGUGCUCUACAUAUAUUCGGGUGAGUCCUGUGGCCAGUGCGACGACAACCCGGGGACAACUAGCCCACGAAGAACGCCAUGUCGUUCGACAGACUAUCGUCACUUGAGUCGCAACCUACCACCACCCGAAGGCAGGAUGACCCGCAAUACAGAGAUGAUCCAGAGUUUCAAAAGUUCACCGAGUCGCUUUCUACCCGACUCUUCGAACUGACCUCAAAUAUUUCGCGGCUCUCCAAUCAACUCUCCAAAAAGGAUACCGAGAGAGGUCGAGAGAGGAUACAUGAUUUGCUGGAGGAGACCCGAGAGGGAUUCAAAGAGGUGGGAGAUGGGGUCAAGAGGGCGCAAACAUGGCCAGAUUUGAAUCCUGCACAACGAUACACAAAUCAGAAACUCUCACGAGAGUUUGCCUCCGCCCUGUCCGAAUUCCAAGUGGUCCAGAGAAGGGCCAUAGAGAGGGAACGAGCGUCGAAAGCUGCACUUGAGGAAGCCCAGUCAGGCCAAUCGCCAUCAGCAGAGGGUGGUCAACAACGCCAGUUGCUCGAAGAACCUCGGCUCGCAGAACAAAGCGAGGUCGAUUUCCAAGAGAAUUUAAUUAUCGAACGAGAAGGAGAGAUCCGACAGAUCGAACAAUCGGUUGGCGAAUUGAACGAGCUAUUCCGAGAUGUCGCCCAUCUGGUUCGAGACCAAGGCGACAUGAUUGAUGCCAUCGAUAUCAACGUCGAGAAUACAUUGACCGACACUCGGGGGGCCGACACAGAACUACGAAGCGCAAGCCGGUACCAGAAAUCGGCCAGAAACAAGGCUUGUUGCUUGUUAGUCAUCUUAGCCGUAGUCCUGUUGAUUGUGGUUCUGGCUGUUGUUCUCGGAUGAGGAGCGAUGUUGCAGCUUUUGGCGUUACUGGUGUUCAAUAAAUCCGUGGCCCCAUAACGAUGGCUAUGGAAUGUAUAGUCAUUGUGUAGAGAGUUCUGUUCUCAGUUUGAGAAGCAUCAACUAAGCGAUAAAGCUCAUAAGGGCGGCUGCGAAUCAGCCGUGAGUCGUGGAUAGAAUUAUUACAUGGUUUACAAGCUCUGUCCAGUGAAGAUAUUUCC